GGCCUUCCGAGCGGUUCCCUGGCCUGUCACACAACAGAUGCUCUCUAACAACACUUUUCUAAAAUUAUUAAUCGCCAAUCAUUUGAUUCCCGGUAAACAAUACGCCACGGGUUUGGCCGGCAAUAAGAUCUACUCAAUUGGUGGCAAUGUCUUAAACUUCACGAGUAGAACCGUUCAAUCGCAUUCAUUAGUUUUAGUCAAUUUAGUGCCGAUCAUAGACUCGGAUCUGAUCGCCACCAAUGGUGUGAUUCAAGUGAUUACAAGAAUUAUUCUGCCCAAAGAAUUGAUGGACGACUGCAAGUGUCUGCCAAACAGUACCACAACUAAAAGACCAGACAGACAGUCGUCGGGCAACGAGACAUCAACGAUAGACCCUUUAAUAGAGAAAAUGCUGGGAACCGAUGAAAAUAUCAAUAAUAUUGAUCGACGAUACGGUUUGGCACCGCCGAGGAAUGGACAACAAUCUGGGGAUCACUUCACUUCUACUCCGAAGCCGGUGACGUUCAGAUCCUUUUGGGACGACCUCUUCUCUGCCACUGAAGACCCGCUUAACGCAAACCAAUCGGUGACCGGAAACGGGACACAAACCACAGGCAGUGGUGACAGGAAUACGACAACUCUGUCGUCGACGACACCGAAUCCAAACGUCACAGAAUUGCCAUUCCUUUGGGACUUUCUGACCACCGAAACCCCGCAGCCAUUGAAUCAAACAACUGACAGACCUGUCAAUGACAGCACAUCCAGAGUAUCGGCGACGAGACGAUUGAGACAAUACACGCCUGGAGUUCAAUACGACGACGAGAGUAACACCACAACCGCCACAACUGGCAACGGAACCGCUGCUGACGGGACGGCAUCCACACCACAGCCCACUUCAUGGACCCGACCUUUCUAUAGGCCAGGCGUCAGACGGAGCACAACAGAAACAACGGCUCAAAGCGCUACAAAUGCGACCGAAACGACAACUCCUUUCGGAAUCGGGAACUCAUAUUUUAGGCCAACUGUGAAGCCUGUCUUCCGGCCGACCCAUAGGAGGGACACAUUCACAGCUCAGCCAAACACAGACAAUACUGUCCCGCCUUAUGAUCGCCGGUAUGGCAUUCAAAGGGAUAGAAAGCCUAUCAACGAAAGCGAUGAUCAGUUAACCAGAAGAUCCCAAAUCAGUUCAAGACUACAAGAGCCCAUUGAACAGCGCAAAGAUGACGAUCAAUAUAUUGAACAAGAAAUUGAAAAUCAAUCCCAUUAUAGUCCGAACCGAACACAAUAUCCGUAUCAAAGAGAUCCCAAAGGGAGUCAACAAUCGUAUGAUCGACGGCCACAAUCGCAAGACAUAGCCUCCCAGCCAUUCGUUAGACGACCCUAUGAUCAGAGAGUGAGUCCACGAAACGAAUCCAGAUAUUUGCCCGAAGAAGUGCAACAAAAACCACAUCAUCCGAUCUUUCGGCGCCAACACAUCCGUCAGAACCUNCAACAGACAUCAUCCGAUCUUUCGGCGCCAACACAUCCAUCAGAACCUCCGCGACAACAACUCAAUUGGUGGGACUCUCGAUACGAACCGGAUGUCUAUUCUGUGGCGGCCUUUGCUCCUACACCUCAAGACCAACAGCGAAGACCUCAGGCAUACGACCCGAGGACUCCCUAUCAACCGGCAAGACCUGAGCGGCCGCGCGAUUACAGACCCGGAGUUGUAUACAUAGAUCAAAGCGAUUCUCACUAUUAUAGACCGCCGACAAAAGACAGGCGAAUCUUUAAACCAAGAAAUGACACCAAAACGAGUCCACAAUCUUCCAGAGCCGGAGCGGCGAGAAGUCAGAAACCAACGAGUGAUGUAUAUUCCAGACCACAAUAUAUGGACAGAUCAUACGUACCCUCUUAUGAUCCCUUUGCGAGACCACCGAUGGUUGUGGGAGAGUAUCCACACAUGUAUAAUAUUGAUCACUCGUAUCCAUCAAUGGAUCAAUUUAGACCUCCUGUACGCCAACCCUUCCAGAGAGAUCAACGAUUGGAUCCAUUUGAUAGACGAAGACCUGUUAGCGAUACGAAGACCUCUUCGUCGUCGUCUAAUUAUGACACCAUAAGAAGGAGAGGAGACACUCGUGAUCGCAAACCUGAAGAGACAAAAGCGGACCCAAAUCUGAAAACAAUUAGUGAAAUCAUAGAAUCACCGGAUCUGAUGGUCGGCGGAAAAUUCAGACAAUUCAACACUUUGAAGGAUAUGAUCACCGAUUCUGGUCUUUGGGAUGCAUUGAAUAGACCGACGACUUAUAUCACUAUAUUUAUGCCAACAGACGACGCGUUCGCCGCCAUCACCGAUGGAUCCGUUGAGCAAAUGAAGAGAAAUCCCAAACUUGUCAGAGAUUUUCUAACACAACAUAUACUCGGAUAUAGUCUUCCGCCGCAGAAUCUCAAGAAUAAUAUGAAAGUGAAAUCAUUGAACGGAGAAAUGCAUUUAAUUAAUGUGAUAGACGGCGGAAAAAUUAUGGUUGACGGGAAUGAAGUGAUCGCCGCGACGGCCGCCAAGAAUGGCAACGUCUAUGUGAUGGACAAAGUGCUGGAAAGGAGUGGUCGCAGAUCCCGAUCCAUUCCCGAUGAGUUGAGACGCCGAUCAGAUUUGAGCACAUUUUCCAGUUUAUUGCAAAGAAGUGAUCUCAUGAGUCAAUUAUCUCGUGAAUCUGGACCAUUCACUGUAAUGGCUCCGACCAAUACUGCACUCAAUAAUGCAAAUAUAAGACAACUAAUUAAGAGUCAAAAAGAUUUAAAUGAUUUUGUGCGCAAACAUGUAAUGGAUGGCGCCGUUUAUAGCCAACAAUUAUCUGAUCCAAGCGAUGGAAGUGAUAAUAAAGAUAUUAGAAGAGUUGGCUUGAGUUCAGACGCUCCGAUUACUAUCAAUAACUCAACUCAAGUGAUAUCUCCAGACAUAACCACAGAGAAUGGUGUCAUUCAUAUCAUUGAUAGUGUUUUGCCCGAAAAGUUAAACAUAACCGAUAGGUCACAGAAAUUAUCAAACGAAGAACCAGAUCGAAAUGGGAGACUGUCUUCAGUGCAGAGAUCGGCACAGAGUCUUGGGAUCAGACGAUUCACAAAUUGGCUCAAUAAGAGUGGUUUAUUGGAUGAGCUCAUCAAAGAUGGUCGAGAGUACACUGUUAUUGUGCCGACGGAUAGGGCUGUCGGCAAACUGCCACUAAAGAUACAGUCCAUACUGAAUAGCGAACCCUCCCGACUGACCAGUCUCUUGGAAUAUCACAUAAUUCCCGGUUUUGUGGACACA
Medioppia subpectinata is the source of this 3268-nucleotide messenger RNA. The record is from the annotation of a GenBank genome assembly. NCBI's taxonomy places the organism in Eukaryota, Metazoa, Arthropoda, Arachnida, Sarcoptiformes, Oppiidae.